Messenger RNA from Hypoxylon fragiforme, 2187 nucleotides. RefSeq lists its product as uncharacterized. Lineage: Eukaryota; Fungi; Ascomycota; Sordariomycetes; Xylariales; Hypoxylaceae. The transcript is spliced from 4 exons. Bases 1 to 2187 code for a protein of 728 amino acids. The record is from RefSeq and is a predicted model, not a curated record.
AUGCAUAUCGAGGCUCUUGGUGUUCAUGAAGCAGACCUUCAACGUUCUGAAGAUUCAACACAGGUCAACCUCGGGGAAAACGAUAUUUCUCAAUCUUCGUACGGAAGCGAUGCUCGCCCGUCUAACCCAUCUGUCCAUUGGGAUCUGAAUGUUUCUGAACCAACACCUCGAUCUCGACUAUGGCCUUCAGCGGAUGAAAGCUCUACUAAAACCAUGGAAGAAGCUCUUGAGGUAGAGAGGGACGAAUCAACCAAGAAGCAACAACCGGACACCGUUUCGGACUCAUCAUCAAGUGCCUCUGGCUCGGCUACUUCUUCAUCUGCAGCAAGUUCUAUCGUUAGCAGUUCUUCCUCUGGGUCUCCCUUAAGCUCCACUAGUACAAUAGCGCCGGAAGUAUCAAGGCCAAGCGUUCGUUUUAGUGACCGCGCUCCUCCUCUCGCGAAGCGGCCUGCCAUCUCUAGGCGAUUCAGUGCUCCUAUUACGUCGGCAGUUGAAUGGGGGCUUCUGUUCGACGAGACCGGAUACGCUACCCCCCGGAAUGGACAGUUUCUAAGAGGGCUAGCCAAGCAUGUCAUCGACGACUUUGCACCUAGCAGCAGCGCCCUUGUCGUCACGCCAGAGAAGCUCAGCGUGCUGUACUCAAGAUACCGGCUAGAUGCCGAGAUCUAUCCAUUCGUAGAGAUCUUCAACUCUCGAGCCAAAGACGUCCACGACCGCAUCGCCGACUUCUUCACCGAUCUAGACUGCCAGUAUCAUCUGAUACCACUCGACGCAUAUUCUCGUCCGCGGAUCCCCGCCUUGACGCCUGUGGGGUUCGCACACUACCUCACCACCUGCAUUCUGGCACAUCCGGACGAGGAAUUUCGCCGCCUUGACAAGAUUGUGGCGGACGUCCAGCUCUUUGCUGACACUGAAAGCCAAUCCCAGAAACUACCCCGGCAGCUGAUUCGUAGCCAGUUCCCCGUCAAGCACGACGCCAAGUCUAGGAAGAUUCUGGGUGCCGCGUUUGACGACCUGAUAUACGACCUUGGGCUAACGGAACCGUCCACCCCGAGGCUACCCUUAGCAAUCAUGGCGCCGCCUCUGCCAUCUCCUCUCUCUGCAAACUCUGACAAGCAAGCCCCUCCACCGUCGAUACGCCACUGUGCCCCUCUCGAAUCAUACGCGAGGGAAAGGGGGUACACGCUGCUAGCCAGCCCAGAGACGAGCAAAGCACGGAGUCGGUACAUGCCCCCUGGGAUCCUAAAGACUAUAACCACGGGAGACCAGACGGGCGCCACUUCUUCUACCGAGGACAGCCGUCACAGUGACUACGACCACGACAGCGAACGGGCACGGAUCCACCGCAUAGAAAAAUCCCAACAGGAUACUUACCGGCCCGUGCCUCCUACUACUACCACUAUGACGUCGACGUCGUCCACCACCCCUCCUUCUACAUCACCAAGGACUUCCCAAAUAGCAGGCCCGCUAACGAUGACAACAACGAUGACGCGCACGCCACACCCACCGCGCUCAUCUUCUUACUACCACACCACCACUGGGACCACGUACAGACGCGCGCAAAGCCCGCCGCCGUCAAAAGCAUACCGGGCCUCGGCGCCCGACGUGAGCACCACGGCAUAUGCCAAGCCCGUGGGGUAUCUACCACCACCGCCUGCGACAGGUGGGACGGCAAAGAGACUCUCAAUGUACGCGGGAGACAGACACCACAGCGGCGGCGGUUCAUCUUCAUCUUCUUCGUCUACGGUUCGAGCUGAUCCGGAUACGGGUCGGCAGCUGUUGGACAAUAGCAGCCAUAAUAGCCGCAGGCACAGCCACAGUAGCAGUAACAGCGGUAGCAACAACAAUGGCAAUGGUAAUAGUAGUAAAAGGCCCAACACAGGGGAGAAGCACCACUCCCACUCCCGUCAUAGCCAUGGUCAUGGCUAUAGUCAUAGUCACGACAGUGGCAGUGGUGGUGGUGGUAGUAGCCAUCACCACCACCGACGGCACAGCACCGUCGAUGACAAAAACAUCGACAGCAACUACAACAACAACAAAAACGAUAACAGUAACAGUAAUGAUAACGGCGGUGCCCGAAGACCGACUUGGGAGGAGGCAUUGCGCUUUACGUCGCCUUCGACUUCGUCUCCACAUCACAAGAGUGGGGGACAUAGACAUCAUCAUCGUCACCAUUCGGGGUAUUGA